Messenger RNA from Phyllostomus hastatus (greater spear-nosed bat), 4306 nucleotides. It is a transcript of the gene PDHX, whose product is annotated as pyruvate dehydrogenase complex component X. Gene Ontology annotation, molecular function: acyltransferase activity. The transcript is spliced from 11 exons. The record is from RefSeq and is a predicted model, not a curated record. Lineage: Eukaryota; Metazoa; Chordata; Mammalia; Chiroptera; Phyllostomidae. The coding region runs from base 41 to 1546 and encodes 501 amino acids. Gene Ontology annotation, biological process: pyruvate decarboxylation to acetyl-CoA. Gene Ontology annotation, cellular component: mitochondrion; pyruvate dehydrogenase complex.
AUCUGGCUGUGCUGCGACAGCCGGUGAGAAGGCUGGGAAGAUGGCGGCCUCCUGGAGGCUAGGCUGUGACCUGCGGAUGCUGCGCUAUCUCCAAGGCUUCGGCUGCCGGCGAGGCCUGGGGCUAGUUAAGGGAGCUGGUGGGUGGACUGCUGGCCGCGGAGCUAGUUGGAGAUGGUUUCACAGCACUCAGUGGCUACCAGCUGAUCCUAUAAAGAUCCUGAUGCCCUCCCUGUCUCCGACAAUGGAAGCAGGGAACCUCGUGAAAUGGCUAAAGAAGGAAGGUGAAGCUGUGAGUGCUGGAGAUGCUUUGUGUGAAAUAGAGACGGACAAAGCCGUGGUGACCCUAGAUGCCAAUGACGAUGGCAUCUUGGCCAAAAUAGUGGUUGAAGAAGGGUCUAAAAAUAUACGGCUGGGUUCACUAAUUGGUUUGCUAGUUGAAGAGGGAGAAGACUGGAAACAUGUUGAGAUUCCCAAAGAUGUAGGUCCUCCAGCAGCCGCUUCAAAACCAUCAGCACCUCGCCCCUCGCCAGAACCACCAAUUUCUGUCCCUGUCAAAAAGGAACACACACCAGGGAAAUUGCAGUUCCGUUUAAGUCCAGCUGCCCGUAAUAUUCUGGCCAAACACGCACUGGACGCCAGCCAGGGCACAGCCACUGGGCCUCGGGGGGUCUUCACGAAAGAGGAUGCCCUCAAGCUCGUCCAGUUGAAACAGAUGGGCAAGAUCCCUGAAUCCAGACCGACCCCGGCCCCUCCAGUAACCCCUGCUGCACCUUUGCCCUCACAGGCCACAGCCAGGCCAUCUCAUCCCCGGCCGAUGAUCCCAGCAGUGUCAACCCCUGGACAGCCUAACGCAGCGGGCACCUUUACUGAGAUCCCGGCCAGCAACAUUCGAAGAGUUAUUGCCAAGAGGUUAACUGAAUCUAAAAAUACUAUACCUCAUGCGUAUGCUACUGCUGACUGUGACGUCGGAGCCGUUUUAAAAGCUAGACAGAAACUGGUCAAAGAUGACAUUAAAGUCUCAGUAAAUGAUUUUAUCAUCAAGGCAGCAGCUGUUACCCUUAAACAAAUGCCAAGUGUCAAUGUCAGCUGGGAUGGAGACGGCCCGAAGCAGCUGCCCUUCAUCGACAUUUCGGUGGCUGUGGCCACAGAUAAAGGUCUGAUUACACCGAUCAUAAAGGAUGCUGCGGCUAAGGGCAUACAGGAGAUCGCCGACUCUGUGAAGGCUCUAUCAAAGAAAGCAAGAGAUGGAAAGUUGUUACCUGAAGAGUACCAAGGAGGAUCUUUCAGCAUUUCCAACCUGGGGAUGUUUGGCAUCGACGAAUUUACUGCCGUGAUCAACCCCCCUCAGGCCUGCAUCCUGGCCGUCGGGAGGUUCCGACCGGUGCUGAAGCUCACGCAGGAUGAGGAGGGGAAUGACCAGCUGCAGCAGCACCAGCUCAUCACGGUCACUAUGUCCAGUGACGGUCGGCUAGUGGACGACGAACUAGCUACCCGGUUUCUGGAAAGUUUUAAAGCAAACCUAGAGAAUCCUAUUCGACUGGCCUAGUUCUCAAAGACAGAACUGCUACCCAGAAACAUACACUAUAUGAAAAACAUUAGGUAUUUAAGUGUGAAAUGGAUGAAAUGUUUAUUUAUUUAAGCUGAAAGAGUUUGACCUGAGUUGUCGUCAUUUAUAAAGUGGGUUUAAUGUUGUAGAAAUAAAUGACAACAAACUGUAACUACAAUAAUUAAAAAAGAGAAUGUUUAGUUAGAUCCAUUUUUAAUCUUGGUGCUGUACAAAGGGAGCGUUAAACUAGAUGUAAGUUCAGUCAUAUGUUUGGCUCCUUGGAGCAUUUGAAAAUAUUUGAGAAUAUAUGAUAAACUGUAAACUUAAAAAAUUGUUACAAUUCUACUUGUGUUGACAUUGGAUGUGGUCUUCAAAGAAACACCCACUGAUUUAGCAGUGGGUCCUCACUUUUACAAGCACUGCUGUAGAUAUACUUGAACAAUUUAAUAUGUACAGAAGUUUAUUCUGGAUAACAGUACAUAAGGAUCACAUUGUGUUAGGGGUUGCGGCAACAUUAUUGAAUUUUUUAUGUAUAUAAAGCCAUAUGUUUUAGAGUGCUUUCUAUCAUUCUUAUUUUUUACUCCUGUGAUACUGUGAACUUCUACAGAGGAAAAUUUUUUAAAUCAAAAAUGAAGAGAAAGAGACCAAAAAAAUUGUUUGUUUCAAUGGUAAACUAUAGUUUAAAUAUUUAAACCCUCAGAAAUAACUGCUCACCUUCAUACUAACUUGGAAUGUAUUAAAAUAAAUUAUGCUGUUUACUACCGAACAUUUUAAGUUAGUGUUGAUUUGAACACAAAAUGUUUCUUAUGCAUUUUAAUCAAGUUUGUAUUGUGCAAUAAGAUAGGACACAAAUUUAGUCAAACCUUUUUUUAUGAUUUUUUAAUUAUUUAUUUUUAGAGAGAGGGAAACGGAGAGAGAAAGAGAGGGAAAGAAACAUCAGUGCAAGAGAGAAACAUCGAUUGGUUGCCUCUCAUAUGUGCCCAGACGUGAGACCAAACCUGCAACCCAGGCAUGGGCCUUGACCAGGAAUCAAACCAGAGACCUUUUGCUUUGCAGGGCGAUGCCCAACCAACUGAACCAGGCUGGUCACAUCAGGGCAGUUUAGUGAAACCUGGAAAUGUAUUAGUAGUUUCCCUGGAACAGCUUACUGGGGACUCUACAAGAAGAGAGGAGGAAUUUGAAAUUAAUGACAUUAGGAAAAUAGUGGAUAUGGAAUGUAAAGAGAGUAGAAAAGAAGGUAUAUGAAGCGGGCGAGAACCAUCCUUGUUAUUCCAUCAAUGAUGCAAAGUUUUCACUCAUUACUAUAAAGGUUAGAAGAGUUUCCUUCUUUUAACAACUCUGCUAUUACCGGCCAGACAGUUGUACUGAAGUUGGCUUGUGGUAAGCGUCAGCUGACAUGAUUCACCCGAGGAAAGACUGUUUGGUACACGUGUGGUGUGACGUGAUGAACUUCACACUCUAGGAAAAGAGCAGCGCCUCCCAAAGUAAUUAGAAUGCUGGCCUAUGAAUUGUUAAGAAAAUGCUUAAUCCAAUUACUACAUUUUAACAAGCUGUUUUUUAAAAAUAGUCCUCAAAACUUUUCUCAUAUUCACAAUUUUCCUGAAAGUUUUAACCAACUACUACUUUUAAGAUCAGUUUUAUAUGUUAAUUAUUUUCAGUCAGUUUUAAGGGAAAUUGUUUUGUUGUUUUCCAGUUUUUAUACCUAAGGAAGACAGCAUGAGACAGCCACAAAUAACGCUUGGCUGGGGGUUCUGUUUUGUUUUCCGUGGGCUGAGGCGCACACCCCCCCCAGUGCCUCUGUCCCCUGUGGUCUAAUGGACCUCGGCCCCACCCCUGCCUGCCAUAAGGGGUUGCUGUGAACUGCACAGGGCAAACGCAGUGUAAGUUUAAGGCCUUUUCAUUCUUCUCUAACAUCGCAACCAGGCUUUUCAUAUGAUCAGUUGCUUCUCACACUUUCACUUCUCAGCUAUUGGUACAAAUGCUCGUUAUGCUGACUAAAAAGUGUUUUCUCUCAUAUUUGUAUACUGCUUAGGUUUGUGUGAGCAGAUUGUAAUUUCUGGUAAAAAAAGAAUUCAAGCGCAAAGUCGAAGAGGAACACUGACUGAAGAGAGAACUAUGGGAUGCGUGGUUUGGAUCCUGUAGAGAAAGAACCGUGGUGCCUGAGCAGGCUCUGCCCCACGUUUUAUAAAUGUUUUUAGUACUGAUAGGGAUCACGCCGAGAGGAUAUAAAAAUGAAAGUUUACUCCUGGUCACCGUUUUUCUCGUUUAAACGGGGAACGUGGCUAAAAUAGUGAGAAGACUUGUAAGGAAAAGGCACCGCACAUCCCAGUUAACACUUAGGCAGGACAGUGUCAGUGAAUAGUAGAAUUUAUAAGUCGAAAAAGCCCGCUUCUCCCUGCGCGCAUCUGCCUGUUAACAUUCCCGGGUGCCGCUUGUGCACCGACCGUCCUGCCAGACCCAGUGAGAGCACACGGCUGGCCAGACUCCCUGGUUUGGAGUAUUCCCAAGAAAUUUGUAUGUGCUGGUGCAAGCAUUUUAUAUAUAGUGCCAAGUGGAACUUGGAUUUCUGGAUUUUUUUUCUUUUUUGUAUUUUGGAUCUUGAUUUUAUUCUAUAUUGUGUAGGCCAACCUUUUAACAUGAUGCUAAAAGUAAACCUAGUUUCCUAACCUUUUAUUGAAAGGUAGGUGGUGCUGUGAGUUAAUGUAAUGUAGUUAGAGUAUGGGAGAAAAAUAAAAAUGGCAUUUAAAUUUUCAAGGAAAA